GAACAGGAAGGUGGUCGAUUACUCCCAGUUUCAGGAAUCAGAUGAUGCUGAUGAAGAUUAUGGAAGAGAUUCAGGUCCCCCAUCCAAGAAAAUCCGCUCAUCUCCCCGGGAGGCUAAAAAUAAGAGGCGAUCUGGGAAGAAUUCUCAGGAGGACAGUGAGGAUUCAGAAGAAAAAGAUGUGAAGACUAAGAAAGACGAUUCACAUUCAGCAGAUGAAGAUUUUGGCAGUGAAGAUGACGACUUAGGAGCAGAUGAUGGCAAAGCUGACAGUGACUACGAGAGCUCUCAAAAAAGCAAAAAAGGAAAAAAGGCUAAACCAGACAAGAAUAAGCGAGCAGCCUCCAAAUCCAGGAAAAGGCCUGCAGAGGACAGCGAGGACGAGAAAGAAGAUCACAAAAAUGUGCGUCAGCAACGACAGGCAGCAUCCAAAGCAGCUUCUAAACAACGAGAGAUGCUUAUGGAUGACGUGGGUAGUGAGGAGGAAGAACAAGAGGAUGAUGAGGCACAGUUCCAGGAGAAUUCGGGAAGCGAUGAAGAUUUCCUCAUGGAAGAUGAUGAUGAUAGUGACUAUGGCAGUUCGAAAAAGAAAAACAAAAAGGUCUCCAAGAAAUCCAAGCCAGAGAGGAAAGAAAAGAAAAUGCCGAAGCCCAGGCUAAAGGCCACAGUGACCCCCAGUCCAGUGAAAGGCAAAGGGAAAGCAGGCCGCCCCACAGCUUCCAAGGCAACAAAAGAAAAGACCCCGUCCCCCAAAGAAGAGGAUGAAGAGCCUGAAAGUCCCCCAGAAAAGAAAAAAUCAGCCAGCCCUCCACAAGAGAAGUCAGGGGACGAGGGAUCUGAAGAUGAAGCACCCUCUGGUGAAGAUUAAAGGGCAGUUGAGGAAAUCUUUGUUUAAAAAAAAAGGAAAAAAAAAAAGAAAAAGGAAAAGAAAACAUACUUAGGGUUAGAACACGGUUUUGGCUGUGGCUUGACUCAUGGGCUUUGAAUGCUGUCUUUACUUUCAGCUGUUUAAUACAGUGUAUCCUUUUUUUAAUAAGAGGAAACCCUUAUACAGUAAUAUUUUGAAGUCAAUGUUCUCUGUUGGCCAUUCCGUUCUCCCUCCCCCAUCAAAUCUGAAAGCCAUUUAAGACAAAUUAACAGACCAUUUAAAUAUAUAUUUUUUUCAAGGGAUACUGCAGUUGUGAAGCAAUAAGGUUUGAGACUGAUACGUGGAGACCAUACUUAAAAAUCGUUAAGUAGAAUAGAUUUCCCAGUGCUGGUAAGAGUUCUUUAAAGCUAUUAUUCUAUAUUUGA
Messenger RNA from Mesitornis unicolor (brown roatelo), 1290 nucleotides. It is a transcript of the gene NUCKS1, whose product is annotated as nuclear casein kinase and cyclin-dependent kinase substrate 1. The record is from RefSeq and is a predicted model, not a curated record. Gene Ontology annotation, molecular function: double-stranded DNA binding; single-stranded DNA binding. Gene Ontology annotation, cellular component: cytoplasm. The transcript is spliced from 7 exons. The annotation marks the transcript as partial. Gene Ontology annotation, biological process: double-strand break repair via homologous recombination; interstrand cross-link repair. NCBI's taxonomy places the organism in Eukaryota, Metazoa, Chordata, Aves, Mesitornithiformes, Mesitornithidae.